Molecule: messenger RNA, 1602 nt
Organism: Procambarus clarkii (red swamp crayfish)
Lineage: Eukaryota; Metazoa; Arthropoda; Malacostraca; Decapoda; Cambaridae
Product: diphthine methyltransferase
Biological process (GO): protein histidyl modification to diphthamide
Cellular component (GO): cytoplasm
Molecular function (GO): protein binding; diphthine methylesterase activity
Source: RefSeq, a predicted model, not a curated record
CUACAGCACAAAGCAACAAGCACCUUGGUAGCUCCGAUCAUCUUCAACAUAAACGCGUCCAACAACAUCAGUACUGGUGCAGUCAUCGGGAGGACAAACCCUUCAUGCAAACUGCACCUACUAUCAGCAAGAAGAAGAAACUGGUCGUGUCGCAGAUAAGAAAUAUUUUUCAUCCUUCAUGCAAACUGCACGUAUCGCGAAGAAGAAGAAGAAGAAUAUUUUCAGAACAACAACAACAAUAUUUUGAAUUCGUGGAAUGGGAGAGAAUCUAUACAAACUGCGCGGUUCCAGAGGAGAGCACUCGGCACCUGGGUAGUUGUCUGGCUCCUGCUCCACCAAGGCUUAUCCCUGUUUAUGUACUGGAAGAAAGGCAUAUACUGUAUAUGGUUAUUUAACCACUAAAGCCCCAAAACCGCAAUAGCAUAAGGUGUGGCCAUCAGAGUCCUUCCAAGAACUUCACUUGGUAGAAAAGAAAGCCAUGGUUUGUGAAGUAAGAAAACUGUUUUCGUGGGACACUCAAUACAGUGCUGAUUCGACUGAAUUUUGUCCUGUGAGUCCAUAUGAAGACUACCUAGCAGUGGGUACUUAUCAAUUGGCAGAUCCAGAAAAAAUAUUAGAGGUAUGUGAUCAUGGUAAUCCGUCUGAUAGAGUGGAAUCAAAAUUAAAUUCCAGUGAUGUUCCUAAGAAAAGACUUGGUCGCCUUUAUCUAAAGCAGAUGACAGAAGACAAAGAUUUAUUGUUAGUUCAGCAGGUUGACAUGCCUGCUAUUCUGGAUAUGAAAUGGUGUCAUCACAAGAUACAUGGUGAUCCAAUACUUGCCAUUGUAAAUGCUCUAGGUGAGUUACUUCUGUUUAAAUUAGAAACAGUUACAGAUGGAACAGUGAAGUUAAGCUUUUGGAUUAAAUACAAGAUAAAUGAGGAAGACACUCUUGCUCUGUCACUAGAUUGGUCAACUAGAAAAAUUCUUAGUGAAACUCCAUCAAUAGCAGUUAGUGAUUCAAAAGGAAAGAUAAGUCUGUUUCAGCUUUGUAAUGAGAAAUUAAUACUCAUUCAAAGGUUUCUAGCUCAUGAAUUUGAAGCAUGGAUAACUGCUUUUGAUUACUGGAAUCCCUGUACAAUUUACACAGGGGGCGAUGAUUGUAAGUUUCGGAGAUUUGAUGUUAGAGUUAAUCCAGCCAGUCCCGUAUCCACUAGUAAUGCACAUAAUGCAGGGGUGACAAGUAUUCAUAGCAGUGUAAAAUCUGAGUAUGUUUUAGCAAGUGGUAGUUAUGAUGAAAUUGUACAUUUGUGGGAUACCAGAAAGUUGAAGACUCCAGUCUCAUCAGUAUCCCUUGGUGGUGGGAUAUGGCGUCUGAAAUGGGAACCACAUGGGAGACCCUUGUUACUGGCUGCUUGUAUGCAUAAUGGCUACCAUGUCAUAAAUAAUUCUGUCUCUGACAUGCAAAUAUUUGCUUCCUUCAAAGAGCAUGAAAGCUUGGCUUAUGGAGUGGAUUGGUGGGCAGAAUCUACAGAUUUAAGAAAUGUUAUUGCUUCUGCAUCUUUUUAUGACCAUUUACUGUGUUUGUGGGAAUUUACGGUGUAAUAAAUAUUCCCCCCACCCUC